UUGCUAUUAACCGUCACUGAGGCCCAAUAACUUUUAUUUUUAUCUUAAAAACUCCAAACUCAGAUAUUAAUUUCACGUCGUCGUCUAGCUUCUUCGUAUCAUCGGAUCUCACAUUCGCCGCCGUGGGAUUAUCGUUUUUUUAGGGAGAUAAGAUGUUUGGGGGCAGAGCUCUCCGCCGGCUGCUAAGAGAGAGACUUCAAUCACAAAACACUGUAUCUCCAGUUUUGUCAUCUUAUAUUUCUAAGAAAGGGCAGGAAGCAGUUGGAUCUGCCACCGCUAAGUCGUGGAGGGUAUUGGCUCUAUGUGGGGCAGGUGUCUCAGGGUUGUUAAGUUAUGCAACAAUAGCAUCUUGUGAUGAAGCUGAACAUGGUUUGGAGGCUGCCACCUAUCCUUGGCCACACAGUGGCAUUCUAAAUUCAUAUGACCAUGCUUCGAUUCGGCGUGGUCACCAGGUGUAUCAACAAGUUUGUGCCUCCUGCCAUUCAAUGUCCUUAAUUUCAUUCCGCGACUUGGUAGGUGUUGCAUAUACAGAAGAAGAAACUAAAGCUAUGGCUGCUGAGAUUGAGGUAGUUGAUGGGCCAAAUGAUGAGGGAGAGAUGUUUACUCGUCCUGGCAAGCUCAGUGACCGGUUUCCUCAGCCAUAUGCAAAUGAACAAGCAGCUAGGUUUGCUAAUGGUGGCGCUUAUCCUCCUGAUUUAAGUCUUAUAACCAAAGCUCGCCACAAUGGUCAAAAUUAUGUGUUUGCCCUAUUGACUGGAUAUCAUGACCCUCCUGCUGGUGUUACAAUUCGUGAAGGAUUGCAUUAUAACCCUUACUUCCCUGGUGGAGCUAUUGCUAUGCCAAAAAUGCUUAAUGAUGGUGCCGUUGAGUAUGAGAAGCUCAGGCCACAUUCCCAUUUCCCGUAUCAUGCUUAUCUCUUUAUUUGCUAUCUUCCGCAGAUGGGAAAAGAUGUUGUCACAUUUUUAACAUGGGCCGCAGAGCCUGAAAUGGAAGAGCGAAAACUGAUGGGAUUCAAAUGGAUAUUCGUUCUAUCACUCGCACUUCUUCAAGCUGGUUAUUAUAGGCGCAUGAGGUGGUCUGUUCUCAAGUCUCGGAAGCUGGUGCUUGAUGUUGUGAACUAGAUUUCCUCAACUUCCGUGUUAGAGGAUCGACUAUCUGCUCGUCUUUGUGCUAGUUUAUUCAUAAAUCGGCAGAUUUUUUUCCAGGCUGCGCGCAGAUUUGUAGCUUUUCCAUUUUGUUGGUGAAUAAUGAAAUCUUACUAGGGAAAAGAUUUCUUGUUUUUUUCCAGCUGCUUUAUUGUUUGGAUUGCUGUAUGAAAAAUGAGAGAUAUAGAGAACGAGAUGCCUGAAAGUCCAACUCCGUGUAAUAACCCAGUAAUACUAUUUUUCUCAUUUACUUGAGCAAAAUUUUCAUUGUAUUA
Molecule: messenger RNA, 1420 nt
Organism: Salvia splendens (bonfire salvia)
Lineage: Eukaryota; Viridiplantae; Streptophyta; Magnoliopsida; Lamiales; Lamiaceae
Product: cytochrome c1-2, heme protein, mitochondrial
Exons: 8
Coding region: 153-1121 (322 amino acids)
Biological process (GO): mitochondrial electron transport, ubiquinol to cytochrome c
Cellular component (GO): respiratory chain complex III
Molecular function (GO): heme binding; electron transfer activity
Source: RefSeq, a predicted model, not a curated record